Messenger RNA from Doryrhamphus excisus (bluestripe pipefish), 2428 nucleotides. RefSeq names its product DDB1 and CUL4 associated factor 15 (gene dcaf15). Gene Ontology annotation, biological process: protein ubiquitination. Gene Ontology annotation, cellular component: Cul4-RING E3 ubiquitin ligase complex. The record is from RefSeq and is a predicted model, not a curated record. Lineage: Eukaryota; Metazoa; Chordata; Actinopteri; Syngnathiformes; Syngnathidae.
CAGGGCAUACUACGGAAGUACUUGUAAAACCGGCAGUCCGAUCUUAGUCUAUUGUCCUUGGACAACAGUUCAGUCAGUGAUGGCGCCCAGCUCGAAAUCAGAAAAGAACGAUAGCAAACACAAACCUCAAAGAAGACAUAAAGACCAUAUCGUAAAGCUUCUUGUGCGAGGGAAGAUUACAGGCCACUUGUCUCAGCACCGUUUCAGAAAUCUCCCACCUCGAGUGUGUGUCCCAUUAAAGAACAUUGUCAGCGAGGAGUUUCUGAGAGCAGGGCACAUCUUUCUCGGAUUCACCAAGUGUGGCCGCUACGUUCUGUCCUACACCCGGGACUGGGGAGAGGAUGAUGAUUUCUCUUUCUACACCUACUAUCUGUAUUGGUGGGAGUUCAAUCUGCACAGUAGACUCAAACAGGUCCAAUAUGUGCGACUUUUUGCAGGCGAGGAAAUCUACAAUGACCUAUACCUCACCGUGUGUGGGUGGCCGAAUGAUCAAUCUAAAAUUGUCAUCUUUGGCUUCAACUCCCUCCUGAUGAACCUGAUGAGCGCUGAAAACUACAGAGACAUCUACAUCACCAUCGUCUCAAUGCCGUCUCCUAAGCCUUGCCCUGACUGCUCCAAAGCCCCCACCAGUCUUUCCAUACGCAACGGGAGUGGCAAGUGUCUGGAACACGGCUACGUCCUCAACAGCAGGUACCAGGUGGUGUACCCCUUUCCCACUUUCCAGCCUGCCUUCCAGCUGAAAAAGGACCAGGUCAUCCUGUUGAAUACAAGCUACUCUCUGGUGGCUUGUGCCAUCUCUCUCUGCCAAGGGAAGCAGGGGGACUUUUCCCAGAUCCUCUACACAAAGAGAGCCCCUUUGUCGCAUCAACCGUCUUCUUGCCCGUCCACUACCUCAUCCGCAGCCUCUUCGCUGCCUCAGGGAUCUCCUGACAUCCGACCACAACCAAGCAAGUCGACGCCGCUCUCCUCGUCCCCAAGCCAGUCGCAAGCGGCGUUGAGAGCCAGAGAGUUUGCAGCAGACCUCUUUCGACGCGCCCAAGGAGCGGCCGCUGUCGGUGACAAAGAGAGCGCUCAGAAACCCGCAGAGGCGCAGAGUAGCGCACAGCACGAGGAACAGGAUCAUGGAAAGAGGACACAGGAAGAAACACGGACUACUUCGCCGCAAACAUCUGGCCCGAGUUUGACACAUGUGAUGUCUCCUGCGUCGUCGUCGUCGUCACCUUCAUCCCCUCAAACCCCAUCCACAUCUCAGGAGGUCGAACCCGGUGAGCCAGGGUACGUCAACUACUCCCGUCUGCACUAUUGCCACCAACGGCCCUGCUCCGUAGAGCAGACGACAGGAGCGGCAGCAGGCUAUGAAGAUGAUAAAGUACAGCUGCCUUUCACCGUGACGGAUCUUAAAGGACAGAGUCUGCAGCUGGUCAACAAGCCCCACAAUGGACAGAGUGUGUGUGUGGAGCAGCUGACACUGGACUUUGAGUAUCUAAUCAAUGAGGUGAUCAGGAGGGAUGCUGCCUGGGCUCCACAGUUCUGCUCUUUCAGUGACUACGAUGUGGUCAUAUUAGAGGUGUGUCCAGAGACCAACGUUGUCAUGAUCAGCAUCGGCCUGCUGCUACUUGCCCUCUCCCCAUCAGAUCCUUGCAGGCCCAGCACCUACCAUUCCAACCUGCAGGUCAGCUGGGACCUAAACACGGGCGUCUGUUGCACGGUGGGAGUCGGUGGCCUCACAGAGGUCAAAGGUCAGACCAGCGGCCGUGUGUGGAGUUCUUACAGGAAGUCCUGUGUCAACACGCUCAUGAAGUGGCUGGUGCCCGAGAGCGGCUCUCGCUACAUCAACAGAAUGACCAACGAGGGGCUACACAAAGGUUCAUCACUUCAGGUGUUGGCUGAUAGCGACAGAUGCACUUGGAUUGUUUUGUGAUAACAUCAGAAAAGGGAUGUGCUCCAUCCUGAAAUAAAAUGGGCUGAACUGCACUGUGAUGACGUGUACGCUCAUCCAAACUGAACUGGAAGCGGUAGAACUUUUGUACAUAUUUUCAUUUGACACAUUUCGUUAUUUGUAUCCGAGUAAUGUUGUUUACUUUGUUGUAAGUACAAAAAGCACAAGUUGGACUGAACCAAGAUUAUUACUAGGAUUCUUUUUUUUAUAUAUAUAUAUACAUAAGAAUUUACAUGAAAUGUUUUGUGUCUACUAUUGAGCAUAUGUGGUCACUGCACCUGUCGGAUUGGGUUCAAUGCUGCUUGUGAGCGACUCGUGGUGGAACCAGACAGGCCCCCACUGUCGACAUAAAAUUGCAGUAUUUCUCAAAAUACGAACGUGAACUUGUUUAGUUGAUGUCACACUCUGUGUUAAUGGCAACGAAAGAAGGAAGACUCGUGAGAUAUUUUGCCAAAAUAAAACAUGAACAAUAUUUGUUGUGAAUGUCAA